Trichophyton benhamiae CBS 112371 is the source of this 1251-nucleotide messenger RNA. RefSeq lists its product as uncharacterized. The transcript is spliced from 4 exons. The coding region runs from base 1 to 1251 and encodes 416 amino acids. The record is from RefSeq and is a predicted model, not a curated record. Lineage: Eukaryota; Fungi; Ascomycota; Eurotiomycetes; Onygenales; Arthrodermataceae.
AUGCCGCCGAAGCGAAGACAGGCCGAUUCCCACGAGCCUGCGUCCCCUCCAGCAAACACCAAACGCAGCAAGCCUAACAAUGCUCCGUUUACCCUGAAGCCGCGGAUACGACACAUCAACGAGGAGACUAUAAAGUCGAAAUGGACGACGCUACCGGACUCUACGCAGGAGAAGGUAAAACUGCUCUUUCAAUCGGUCGAGCUGCCGGUCAUCACGCGCAAUCGAGACGAGAAGAAGCGCGUUGAGGCCCAGUCGGCACUCGCAACGGUGCGCAAGAACCUGGGCAAACGAUUACCGAAGAUGCCAUUCCCAGCGGGUACAAGAGAUGGUAGCUUUGAUUACGAGGGUGCGCUGGGAGAGAGUAGAGCGCUGGAGAGCCAAUUGGCGGCGGCUACGAGUUCUAUUCGGCUGCUACAAGCUGAGAUUAAGCGGGAAGAAGCCGAGCUGGCAAAGGACAAGCUGAAGCUGGAGGAACUAGAGCGCAAUGCCAAAGCAGCAGAGGCUGAGAGGAAGAGGUUGAAUAAGAAUGUUCACCCCGUUCUCAAGCAACUUGACGAAUCGAGCGUGGAGGAAGCAGUCAGCGCAGAGUUCAAGCUCGAGGUCAAGAGUGAGGAGAGUCUUUUUAGUGAAGUAUGUCCUAGAAUGCCGGCUGCCCGUAUGAUGGGUGACAUUGCUGACAUCUUCGCAACCAUCUUGAAUCCAUGCAGGGCAACGCAGCUCAGGUACGAGGGAUCGGUCAUGCAAUCUCCCGGGCGAAGGCGGCACUCGACAUGCUCCCACUCGGCUGAAGGAAUUACGUCAAAAUGUGGUGAAAGGGAGGAAUCAUGCAAAAAUCAGCAGGAUCAAUUAUUUACUAAGAUCGAUGAACUUGGCAAAGAGGACAGACGGAAGAAGGCCUCGUCCCUGCACGAGCAAGGUACUCUGGGGCGGAUUAAUUCUGGGCAAGGGUCUGAGAUGUCAGCUUCGGUAUACUUCCAUAUACAUACACGGAGCACUGCGGAGGUUUAUGCAGCGUCUCCGGAUGGAGUCUGCGCCCCUCCAGGUCUGGAAGCUUCGCCUGGCAGUUCCUCUGCGCAGUUCCAGGCCUUGAGUAGCACUGCAAGAGGGCUGGCCGUCUCCAGCUCAACGUUGGCGGCUCGCCAUCGAAACGGCCGCCACCAACCCCAGAUAUAUCAAACCACCCAAGCAAGUGGGAGUCAGAAACAGAGACCACCGACCCUCCUCCCUCCUCCAGUCCAGGCAAGCAUCUAG